Molecule: messenger RNA, 1373 nt
Organism: Linum tenue
Lineage: Eukaryota; Viridiplantae; Streptophyta; Magnoliopsida; Malpighiales; Linaceae
Source: the annotation of a GenBank genome assembly
AUGGAUUCGCGUUUGCAUUUGACGGAUUCCCCUCUCACGGCGAUGGACGAGAGGUUAGGUUUGAUCGACAAUAGCCUGGGUUUCUGGGAUGGAAGAUUUGAUGAAAGACUAGUGUUUCUUGCUGCCUUGGAGCACCGGGAGCCGAUGGGGGUUUUCGGCCUACCACCUGUUCGACAAAAUGCCGAGAUGAAGGAAUGCUUGCUGCCAACAAUCGGGGAUCCAGCACGGGACAAUGCUCUAUCUCACUUGCCGUCUCCUGCCAUUCAAGGUACUCGACUGUUUCCACCUCCAGGGUCAGUUAUGCCUUUCUUCUCCGGUACGAGACCUAGAACCUGGGUUAGGUAUUGUGAGGAUUGGUUUAGCGGGACUCCUAUGGCUGACCAUGAAAAGGUUGCCAUGGAAAAGGCCAAUCUCGGUCUUAGUGCCUGGUUGGAUUCUUGUGUGGGUGGCCAAGAUUCGGUUUUUACUAGGAAGAAUCACUCACUACCUGCUGUAGUUGUUCAGGAGACCAUAUUCAAUGUGUCCAAUUUCAAGCUUGGAGUUACAUGUCCUGCUAAGGAAGCUUUGGAGUUCGAAUGCAACAAUUUGUUUCAGCUCGCUUGGGGUGAUUGUCCCAAUUUCAAAGGGCCAUAUAAGGAUGAUGGGAGGAAGACAUUGAAUAUUACAACCCUUGGAUGGCUUAGAGCUGCCAAGGAUAUUGCUUUCAUGGAUUCACCGCUUACUAUUGCAAAUGAUCAUAAUGGAACUAUGGUGGCUUCACCAUCCCUCUUAGUGUUGGCUGAAGAUGGUAAAGAUUUAAGUGCAGCGGCCAAUAAGAACCUGGAAGCUCACAAAGCUGCUUCUCUGCUUGGAAUUGGACACUGUUAUUAGGUUGUUUGACCCAGGAGGAAUGAGGAUAUUGAGUGAUUUCGUUGUUGUUGGAUUAACUCAAGAGCUUCAUCGUCUUGUCUGCAAGGUGUUGGCUUCUUAGUUGUAUGGGGGGUGUCUUGUCUCCACUUCAAAGAACCAUACAAGGAGACUCAGGAUGUAAUGUUGGGAAUUGUUUGGUGUGGAAUUUCAACAUGGCUGGGUGUUUUGGGGUUGUGAUGUAGCUGUGAUGGUAGUUGGUGAGCUUAUGUUCUUGUUGUGCUUGUAUAGGCUUUUGUAGUGUUGUAGCUUGCAGCUUUCCUCCCCUAUGGGUCAUCACUAAUUCCUUCCUGUUAUUGUUUUCAGCUUGAGGACAAGCUGGUUCUCAAGGGGUAGGGAUUGUGGUGAUUAGGAUCAAACUGUAAACAAGAAUUAGUUUGGGGAUCAUUAGGUAAUCGUGUUGUCCUAUAAAGUGGGAUUUUGUUGUAAUUGCUAGGAUAUCGAAUUACAGAACAAGAAAUUUGGUU